AUGAAGGAGGCAAAUUGGACUCAAGUGUCUGAAUUCAUUCUCUUAGGAUUCUCAGAACAAUGGGAAUUGCAGAUAAUAUUGUUCUGGCUCUUUCUACUCAUUUACCUACUAACUCUAAUAGGAAAUGUGAGUAUGAUUGUGCUGAUUCAGACAGAUUCCCUCCGACACUCUCCAAUGUAUUUUUUCCUCAGUAACCUGUCCUUCACUGACAUCUGCUGCUCCUCAAGCAUCACACCUAGGUUUCUGUAUGAUCUCUUUGUAGGUAGCAAGGUUAUUUCAUUCAAUGCAUGUGCAACCCAGAUGUGGUUCUUUGCGAUCUUUGCCACAACUGAGUGCUACCUUUUAGCUGCCAUGGCUUAUGAUCGAUUUGUCGCUAUCUGUAACCCUCUUCUUUAUCCAGUCACCAUGACCAAAAAUAUCUGUCUCCAGCUUCUUGCUGGCUGUUAUCUGGCAGGAGUUGUGACUGCCAUUGCCCUUACCAGUGGUACAUUCAGUCUUUCUUUCUGUGGACCCAAUGAAGUCAGUUCUUAUUUCUGUGACAUCCCUCCUUUGCUUCGACUCUCCUGCUCAAAUAAUUAUAUUUCUAAGAUAAUGGACAAAGAAAAUUACACUACAAUGAAUGAAUUCAUUCUCCUUGGACUGACAGAUCGACCCGAGCUACAGAUUCCACUCUUUGUAAUCUUUCUAUGGAUCUAUGCUGUCAGCUUGGUAGGAAAUCUAGGGAUGGUGGUCUUAAUUGGAAUUGACUCUCGACUUCACACCCCCAUGUAUUUCUUCCUCUGCCACUUGUCCUUUGUAGACUUUUGUUAUUCCACUGUCAUCACCCCUAAGAUGCUGGUGAACUUUGUAGCGGAUGUCAAUGUCAUUUCAUUCAGUGAAUGUGCUGUGCAAUUCUACUUAUUUGGUUCAUGUGCCGGCAUUGAGGGGUUCCUUUUGGCAGCAAUGGCAUAUGACAGGUACAAUGCCAUCUGUAAUCCACUUCUGUACAAAGCUAUCAUGUCUUGGAAAGUCUGUGCCUACUUAGUAAUUGCGUCAUUUCUAGCAGGAUUCAUUAAUGCAGCAAUACACACCUAUUUUACAUUUCAGCUACAAUUCUGUGACUCCAAUAUCAUCAACCAUUUCUUCUGUGACACUCCCCCACUUCUAGCACUCUCUUGCUCUGACAUACACAUCAAUCUGAUCAUCAUUUUUGUUUUUGCCACUUUCAAUGAAUUAAGCUGUCUCCUUACAAUUCUAGUCUCCUACAGCUAUAUCCUCUCUGCCAUCUUAAGAAUCAGCACUUCUGAAGGGAGACAUAGAGCCUUUUCCACCUGUGCCUCCCAUUUACUGGCUGUAACCAUAUUCUUUGGAACUAUCUUGUUUAUGUAUUUGAGACCCAGCUCCAGUCAUUCUAUGGAUCAGGACAAAAUAGUGUCCGUAUUCUACACUGUAAUGAUCCCUAUGCUGAACCCCCUUAUCUAUAGCUUAAGAAACAGGGAAGUAAAAGAUGCUGUGAAGAAAGCAGUUGGCAGGAAAAUCUUUUAA
This is a messenger RNA of Eublepharis macularius, 1524 nucleotides long. RefSeq names its product olfactory receptor 1020-like. The record is from RefSeq and is a predicted model, not a curated record. The transcript has 2 exons. Gene Ontology annotation, molecular function: odorant binding; olfactory receptor activity; G protein-coupled receptor activity. The coding region runs from base 1 to 1524 and encodes 507 amino acids. Gene Ontology annotation, biological process: G protein-coupled receptor signaling pathway; sensory perception of smell. Gene Ontology annotation, cellular component: membrane. NCBI's taxonomy places the organism in Eukaryota, Metazoa, Chordata, Lepidosauria, Squamata, Eublepharidae.